This is a messenger RNA of Medioppia subpectinata, 1549 nucleotides long. The record is from the annotation of a GenBank genome assembly. Lineage: Eukaryota; Metazoa; Arthropoda; Arachnida; Sarcoptiformes; Oppiidae.
CGCACACAUACUCUCCCCGCUAUCCAAAGGCCUAUUCAAGAGGGCUAUUAUGGAGAGCGGCGCCCAUAUGUAUAACAAGGACAGGGAUGUGGUCAACAAAGCCUUGGCCUUAGCUCAAGGAAAAGUAUUAGCAAAACAAUUGAAAUGCAAUGAAACCGAGGAUUGGAUACAAUGUUUGCGAAGAGCGGACGCCAGAGAUAUCGUAAAAUAUGGCAAUUCUAUGCCAUACCUGGUGUUGGGCACAGAGUUUUUGCCUAUUAGUGCCGGACAGGCCUUUCGAGAGAAAAAAUACAAUUCAGACAUUGAUUUAAUGGCCGGAAUCGUACGUAACGAGGGAUCCCUAUUCUUGCCGAGUAUUAUACAAAACCCGUCAAAUAUAACACUCAUGGGCUUUAAAAUAGGGGUUUUCAAACUCGAUGUCAUAUAUCACGGCAUAAAUGAGUUUAUAAUAAACCAAUAUUACCUUAAAGGGGUCAACAGUAGUGAUCCAUUGGCCCUCCGGUGGGCGUUGAGUGCAUUAUUGGGUGAUCUGACGCUCGGGUGUCCGACAUAUCUGUUUGCCCGACAGUUGGCCGCCGGUGUUGUGGACACACAUCGUGUCUAUUUUUAUGAGUUUGAUUACGAGAGUAGACUGUUUGCCAAUAUUACCGGUUGCAAUACCAAAACGAUGGGCGUCUGUCACGAGGCGGAGCUGCCGUUUGUCUUUGGCUUACCAUUCAUUAACACCAAAGACUUCUCACCGCAAGACCUGGUCUUCAGUCGAGAAGUGAUGCGAUUGUGGACUAAGUUUGCAAAAGACGGACGUUUUGGUGAUGAGUGGCCGCAGUUGUCGGGCGCCGGUGUGUCGUCCGGUGCGGCGCCACUCGUGCGAAGUCUAGAUCCGGCAAAUAUGAGCCGCAUUUACACCGAUCCCUAUCAUAACACUUGUGAUGGCGUUUGGAUAUCAGGAAAUAUCGCGCCCGGUCAGUUAUUGGCUAUUAUGGGACCUAGUGGUGCUGGCAAAACGACCCUGCUCAAUGCACUCACCGGCAGAAAUAUGAGCAAAAUGUCGGUCACCGGAGAUGUGCUGAUAAACGGCCGGCCGGUAAACGGGCGGACUCUGGCCUCCAUCUCGUCGUAUAUCCAACAAAACGAUUUGUUUCAUCCAUUGCUUACCGUCACUUUGCGAUUGGCUGGAACUUUCGAUGAGCCGACGAGUGGUUUGGACUCAUUUAUGGCCGAAAGUAUUGUCCGGCUAUUGAAGGCUAUGGCCUGUGAGGGCCGGACUAUAGUCUGUACUAUACAUCAGCCGUCGUCUCAAGUGUUUGCACUUUUCGACCACUUAUUACUGAUGACCGACGGAAGGGUUGCUUUCAUGGGAACCAAUGGUGAAGUAAAGAACUUUUUUGCAUCAAACGGUUAUAUUUGUCCAGCUCACUACAAUCCUAGCGAUUAUUUUAUGAAUCAAUUGGCAAUCACAUCUGAUCCACAAACUAAGAAAAAUGCCAAUAAAUUGUGCGAUAAAUUCCUAGACUCGGAAUAUAACGUCUCCAUAUUGUCAGACAUUAAU